AUCAGCCUCUGACCUAAAAAAUCAAUAACCGGCCGCCGUUGGUCAUUGAAUCGGUUUCGGGUGGCGCUGCAACGAUGCAAGGAUCUUCUGGGAUCGGCUACGGUCUGAAAUAUCAGGGAAGAUGCAUUUCGGAUGUCAGAGCAGACACCGAUCAUACCAGUUUCAUUACCGGAACCCUCAGUCUCAGGGAAGAAAAUGAGGUGCAUCUGAUUCGGCUAUCUUCUUCCGGAACUGAGCUCAUUUGUGAGGGCUUGUUUUCUCACCCUAACGAGAUCUGGGACCUAGCUUCCUGUCCAUUCGAUCAAAGGAUUUUCUCCACUGUUUUUUCUACCGGUGAAUCUUAUGGGGCUGCAAUAUGGCAGAUCCCUGAGUUAUAUGGACAGUUAAAUUCACCGCAGUUGGAACGAGUUGCCUCCCUUGAUGCACAUGUUGGCAAGAUUAAUUGUGUUCUCUGGUGUCCGUCUGGAAGACAUGAUAAGUUGAUCAGCAUUGAUGAUGAAAAUAUUUUCUUAUGGACUUUAGAUUGUUCAAAAAAGGCUGCCCAGGUACAAUCUAAGCAGUCAUCUGGUUUGCUUCAUUACUUAUCUGGUGGUGCAUGGGAUCCACAUGAUAUAAAUGCUGUUGCGACCACUUGUGAAUCAUCAGUCCAGUUUUGGGAUCUACGUACAAUGAAGAAGACAAACACAAUUGAGCGUGCCCAUAUCCGCAAUGCUAACUAUGAUAUGAAGAAAAAUCAUAUACUUGUCACUGCAGAAGAUGAAUCUGGGAUACACAUAUGGGAUCUUAGAAAACCCAAAAGUCCUGUCAGAGAGCUUCCUGGACACACACACUGGACAUGGGCUGUAACUUGUAACCCGGAGUAUGAUGGGCUAAUUCUGAGUGCUGGCACUGACUCGACUGUAAACUUGUGGAUGGCUCCUACAUCCGCUGAAGAUGAGGCAACCUCUGAAAGCAUAGCCGAAUCGGCCACUCAACAAGCUGACCCAUUGCUUAAUUCUUACAGUGAUUAUGAAGAUAGUGUGUAUGGCCUUGCUUGGAGUAAUCGCGAGCCUUGGAUAUUUGCUUCUCUAUCAUAUGAUGGCAGGGUGGUGGUAGAGUCGGUUAAGCCAUUCCUUUCAAGAAAAUGAAGGUGUUAUUAUGGCUGUUGUCGGGAAAGUGAUGAAAUAUUUAGGCAAACUUGACCUGAAGAGGAGCUGACUCAUAAAUUAAGUGUUUCAUGACUUGCUGCCGGCCCAGUGUAUUCUUUU
Messenger RNA from Hibiscus syriacus, 1247 nucleotides. RefSeq names its product WD repeat-containing protein DWA2-like. Gene Ontology annotation, molecular function: protein binding. Gene Ontology annotation, biological process: protein ubiquitination. NCBI's taxonomy places the organism in Eukaryota, Viridiplantae, Streptophyta, Magnoliopsida, Malvales, Malvaceae. Bases 75 to 1127 code for a protein of 350 amino acids. The record is from RefSeq and is a predicted model, not a curated record. The transcript is spliced from 13 exons.